Molecule: messenger RNA, 1195 nt
Organism: Rotaria sordida
Lineage: Eukaryota; Metazoa; Rotifera; Eurotatoria; Philodinida; Philodinidae
Source: the annotation of a GenBank genome assembly
UGGAACAGUAAAUGAACUUGUUCAUAAAUGGAAAUUAAAUAAAUUAAUGGGUAAACAUGUUCGAACAUUAAUUGGUGAAGGAGCACCACCACCUUGGGUUCCAUUUGGUACUAAACAUACAUCAACGAAGAUAGUUGAUACUUCUAAACGUUCGAUGGAUGUAGCUAAAAUGCAACAAUCUAAUGAAGAAGAUCCAGAAUUUGUUCGUCAACGUCGUGCUGCUAUUGAUACUCUUCUUACUGAUCGAAUAUCAAAAGCACAAAGAUUUGCUAAUCAAAAUGCUAUCAAUGGUACAAAUUUAGCAAAAGGUUUUGAACAAGCAAAUCAACGAAUGGCAAAUGAAAGACCAAAAACAGCUUCAACUACUUCAUUAUCAAUUUCUAAUAAACCAAUGAAUAUGGCAGCAUCAACUGAAGCAAUUAAAGCUAAUAGUCGAUUACCAGAAUGGGCAAAAAAUCAGAUUGCAGAUGAAGAAAUUGAAAAUGAUAAACGGCGAGCACCAUCGGAUCGUAAACAAUUUUCUAAAAAUAAUUUUGAUGACGAUAAUCGAUCAAAACGAGGUGGUGGUGGUGGUGGUGGUUUUGGAGGACGUAAUCGACGAGGUCGAGGACGUGAUGAUGAUGAUGGAGGUGAAGAGACACGUCCGAGUAAAGAUGUUACUCUAUUUGAUUUUCUUGAAGCAAAAUCAAAAUCUACAACGCAAAAAGCUCCUUCAAAAACUCAAAAAAUUGAUUCAAAAUCAAGUCAAGGUGCUUCUGCUUCAAAUCAAUCAAAUAUAUCAAGUGCUGUUCAAAAACAAAUUUUUGAAUUUGAAAAUGGUGAUCAAGUAAUAGCUCGAUAUUAUGAAGAUAAUGAAUACUAUCCUGCUAUUAUAAUGAGUGUUAUGCAUGAUACUCAGAAAUGUGCAGUUAUGUUUGAAGGUUAUAAUUCUCAAGAGAUUGUUAGCUUCGAUGAUAUUGAACCAUAUGAAGCAGGAUAUUAUGAAGAUAAAGAAGGAGAAUAUGAACAAGAACAACAACCACCACCAACAUUAUCACAACGAAAUAAUCCUACUCCUCAAUAUCAACAAGAUCAAUCUGGUUAUGGUUAUUAUAAUCAACAACGAGAUAAUCAAAAUCGAAAUCGACCAAAUUCAAGUCGAGGUUAUUCACAACAACAGUAUUCUAAUCGAUAUAACAAUACUAAUUAUUAUUAA